Pseudoliparis swirei is the source of this 5242-nucleotide messenger RNA. RefSeq names its product RUN and SH3 domain containing 1 (gene rusc1). Gene Ontology annotation, cellular component: cytoplasmic vesicle. Lineage: Eukaryota; Metazoa; Chordata; Actinopteri; Perciformes; Liparidae. Gene Ontology annotation, molecular function: protein binding. The record is from RefSeq and is a predicted model, not a curated record. The transcript has 11 exons. Bases 122 to 2848 code for a protein of 908 amino acids.
CACCACACGUCCCCCACCUCUGCCUCUUCCGCCGGUCAUCUCAAUCUCCUCCUCAUCUCCACCUGCCCUCCCUCCUCCCCCCUCCUUCCAUGCACUGGAUGUGGAGAUUCGGAAGCUGUUGAUGCUUGCUGGGUUAACUCAAGCUGAGCUCCUCAAACUCAGCCCAGAACUCGGUGUGUGUGUGGGAGGGUUGGAGGAUGAGGUCGAUGGAGAUCACGUUAUCUCGUCCAGGUCUGGGGAGCUACACGAGUUCAGACUAAAAGAUCGGAACGAGAUGAAGGAAUGUGACACAGAGUUGAUGUCUAGAGACAGAUGGAGAAGCAGAGGCAAGAUGGAGGGAGAUCGAAGAGCAGGUAUAGCUGAAGAUGACAAAAUGAACGAGGGGAGCACACAAAUAACCACCUCUUUUCCUGAGAUGGCAAGGAUGAAGAAGAGGAGCAGCGGUCUGACCUCUGACCCUUACUACAACACUGGUUUGAGCAAUACACAAGAAACCAAAAUGAAAAAUGUGAGCUUUGAGUCUUUCCGGUAUCCUGCCGAGGUACUAGAUUCACCUCCCCCCCCUCCUCCACCUCGUCCCUUACCCCCAAUCCCCCCAUCUGUGCCCCACCACGAAAGCAGCACUCUCCAGGCUAACUCUGCACAGCCUGAGCGAUUUGAUUGGCUCAUAGCAUUCACACCUGACAGUGAAGCCCGACCACAGCAUCCAUCCCUGACAGUGAGAAAAUGUCAUUUAGAGAAUCAAAAGAAGCUCAGUUCUUCAGGGUCGUCAACAGGGUCAGCGCCAAAGGUUACGACUUUUAAAGAGAUGCGGUACCGCAACAAGAGCACCUUCCUCCCAACACAGGUGAUCACCGAUCCAGACCCUGACCCGACGGUUAUCACUCCAGAUGCAGAUAUACUGUACAACCUGAGGUGGAGAAGAGAGAUGGUAGGCGGCGAUGGCAACCAAUGGGAGUACACCUCUCAGGCUCAGGCCUUCUUUAUGCAGCCGCCACCAGCUCUCACCUCAAUGGCCGCUCUGAAGGAAAUGCUGCAGAGAGCCGACGAGGAGGGUAGACAACCGGAGCUGUGCCCAUCACAGAAGAUCGGCUGCUCGGUCAGCGACAGCAGCCUGUGGGCCAUCGGCAGAGAAUGGGAGGGUGAAAAGGUUAAGAAGGAUGAAAAGGAAGGGAAAGAAGAAGAAGAGGAGGGGAAGAUGGCGGUGGAACUGAGAGGACAAGCCGACGGCAGAAGAACUUUGGAAACAAGAACUACAGCUGUUCGCAGUGUCUCAUUCGCUGGCUCUGUUCAGAGGACAGAGACUUCCUGGAUGGGCGAAGAUGUGAAGCUGGGCCUGUCCUCUCUGGUCCUGCAGGACAAAAAAGCUCUGGUCAGUGCGGUCAGUGUGGCCGUGGAAGCCAUCUUGGCCCAGUUCAGCUCUUCUCGGACUGCCGUCCAGAAGUCUCUCUCAGUUAACAAGGCCUUAUCAGGAGACAGCAGUAUAAAUCCAUCUCUGGGCCGUCUGGUGCUGCAGUGUCUCUGCCCCGCCCUGCACAGCUUUCUGACCGAUGGCUUGAAACCUCACCAGAGUGACGUGAUUGCAGGCAGGAGGCCAAAUUCAGCCUGGGGUCUGGUCCAGGCCUCGUCCAGACCAGGUCCUAAAACUCAAGUGUUGUUCAACCUACAACUUUGUGUUGGAGAGCUGCCUCAGCUCCGACAGAGCAAACACAGGUUCAACGCAUUCCUCCUCGGUCUUCUGAAUACCAAGCUUCUUGAUUUCUGGCUGUCUCACCUUCAGUCUUGCAGUGAUGUGCUAGAGACAUAUUACCGCCCCUCCUCCUUUAUGCAUCUGUCGCUGACCGCCUGCCAGCCUCUGUUCGAGGAGCUGCUCCUCGUGUUGCAGCCUCUGAGCCUGCUGACCUUCAACCUCGACCUGCUCUUCCAGCACCACCAUUUAGAGCCAGACAGUCACACUCCAGAAAUCCUGAGUAAAACGUGUCAGGAUGCUGGAGUCCAGCAGUCAACAGAGAGGUCAAAAUCCAAAAUUACAAGCUGCAGAUAUAUUGAAAGCCUCUCAGGAGUAGACUUUGGAAGCCCAGAAGAUCGGGCGGCCAAAGAACAAUUGUCAGCAGUGAGUAAUCCACAGAAUGGAGUACCAGGGGAGUCCAACCAUAGCAGUGCUGCACCCAAAAAAGCUUCCAUCACUCCUCAGCUGUUGUGGGUUCAGGAGAAGAAUAUUGGAGACUUCCCUCUUCCUAAUAUUGAGGAGGACAGCCUCACUCAGCAGGCAGGACAGGUGAUCCAGCAGGGAUGGGGGGCUGUGGUGCGCUGGGGAGGCAAACUGAGCCAGAACCUGUCAGAGCUGAACCUGAAAAAGGAAGAGGUAAAGAUGGAUCUGUCGGACCUCCAGGCCCAAGCAGGGAGUGACUUUGCUCCGGUCAGCAGUGGCGCUCAGGUUCCUUGGGGUUUGGGGAGGCUCUUUGGAGCCUCGAAAGGCCUCAGCAGCCCAGAAGGUCACACAUCAGCAACCAGGCGUCCCUCUCAGUGGCUGGCCCCUGGUGUCACUGCACUGACACGAAUGGUGAGCAGCAACUCCACUCCGACAAUAAGGAGGGGCCCAGAGCCCGAGGGGGAAAGCGAGCCAGAGUCAGAGAAGGAGGUUGACACCCUGGAGAUGAAGGACAAACCCCGACCGCUCAGGUCUGUACGGACGCUGUGUGACCACUCCGGAGCGGGUUCGGAGCUGAGCUUCCGCAAAGGUGAAGAACUGGUGGUGUUGGGAGGAGUCGAUCAGGACUGGAUUCGCUGUCGUCAGGGAGACAAAGAGGGACUGGUACCUUUUGGCUACACCUCCCUCAUCAUGUGACUUCGCUUCCGUAACUGCUGCACUCAAUCAAUAAAAAAAUUCAAAUAAAUAUAUAUAUAUAUAUUUUGGGCGAGUGUUGAGAGGUUGUGGUCAGGCUUCACUACUCUGAAAGGGAUAUUUCCCGCUUUCUCGGUUCGAGUUUGAGUUGAGUGCAUAACACCAUCUGUUGUGCUUUACGUGCAUCACGAGCAGCCUGCAGCCCUCCCUUUAUGAACAUAUGGGAGUUUUUUCCCUCAUCACAAUCCACCUAGUUUGGUAGCAUUAAACUAAUGGAUGUUGGCAGCAGGAAUGCAGCAGAUGCUGGGAAAUAAUGACUCAAGUCAAACUUCAAUCAUUUCAUACUGAAAGACCUUUGAUCUUGGAGUGAAGUAUCCCUUCAACAUGUUCUUUCCUCAUUGUCGGCCUUCCUUGUCAGCCGCUGAUCUGAAAAUGAUCCCAGUGCAACUUCUGCCCAGUCAACAACUUGCAGAUGUGAGUGCUUUCAGAUCAGAGGCUGCUCGUCGCGAGGAGGCGACAGUCGACAGCCUGGUAGUCGCCACGUCGAUAUCUCGCGGCUGGCAGGUUGUCGAGUGGAGAAAGGAAGUGAGAGGACUGGGCCGUAGCUCCUGUUGCAUACUGCGUAGUAAUGUAGUGAAUUGUAGCUGUGUAGAUCUGUGUUGACCUUUCACCCCUAUUGACCUCUCACCUUUAUCGCCUGGUUCAUGUGUGUUUGACAAGUUUCUGCUUCUAUAUUUGACUGUAUAAAUAUACAUACAAAAUAUAUAUAGGUAUAUAAAUUGAGAUUGAUAUUACCAAGAUAGAUAGACAGAUGGAUGAACAAGAGAAAGCAGAUAGUAAAACCCAAGCAGCAGCUUAAUACUGUGGCCACAUUGAGGAAGUGGAUGAGUCAAAAUAAUGGAUUUUACAUCUGUAACUUCACACAUGCAUUAGGUGGUUGUCAUACAUGCGAAACAAAACUGUUUGUUUAAGUAUGAAAUCCAGUAUCUUCCCUCCUGUUUGCUUCAUGUAUUGCUAUCAGUCUUGACAUCAUAUCCAUACAGUUAUUAGAUCUAGCCUCAUGCCUUUAACACUGUAUGCAUUGUAAUGUGCCAUGAAUGCUUUGAAUGAAUUCUAGAAAAUAUCUAUCUGUCCAUCCCGCACAGCUCCAGAAGAUAAUAUCAAACAAAAGCAAUCUGCAGCUUAUCUCCCAACUCAUCCAGGACCUCAAGGGGCCAACACGAGUCAAAGUAAACACUUCACAAAACUAUGCUCAGCUCUUGCUCAACACUAUCUGACCUGAAACUCAAUGCAGUGAGAAAAUCCCAGAUGUUUUUAUGAUGUGUUCAUAAAUGCUACUGUAACCUCACCUCAUACCUCAGCUGUUGUACUUACCUGAACCCUUCCUGACAUGUUUGCUCAUCAUAAUCAUUGGUAUUAAUGAUAGUGGUAGUAGAAGUGGUCGUGGUGGAAGUGAGAAAUUGAUUCUAGCCACAUCACUUUAUGUCAUAUAUAUAUUAGUUAUUCUCUAGAUUUUGUAUUGAUGACUAUGCAUAUGGUUAAAUGUACAACUAACAGCCUUUUUGUUUGUUUUAAACUAGGUUUUGAUUUGAUGUUGACACGUUAAGCCUAAAACAAUAGCUUAGAUAGUUAAACUUAAUAUAAAAGAAAGGUUGACACUAAAGGACCUCCAUGUAAUACAGCAGGAACGUUUCAUUGCUAUUGAUCAAUCAGGGAAAAUCAGUUCUUCAAAGUGUCCUCGUUUUAUUGGGUCAAUGCCAUGUAGCAUGACUUUACAGUCGCUAUGGCAACUGUCCAGUAGCAUUUAAUUGAACCAGUGCUUAUAACUUAUGAUACAAUGCCAUCCAAUUGAUAACACCUGGGUGUUAACAAGAAAUAGUUUCUCGAUAAAGAUGAAAUAUCAGUUGACAGAUUCAAUUGUUUAUAUUUUUUGGUUUGUUUAUUUGUGAGAUUCUGGUCGAAAUGCAUUUGUUAGAAAGCUGUUAAUUUAUUGGAUGUACUAACUAUUGAUCUAUUGAAGUUUCUGAAAGGAAAAGCUCUAUCUGACCCAUCUAGUGUCUCUCUAUCUAUCUGGGUGUGUGUGCAUGCAUGUGAGUGUGUGAGUGCACACAUGGCAGUGAAAUCAGAGAUGAGUGUGAGCACAUCGGUGUGUCUGCACAUCCUGCACUUUGAGAGUGUGUGUGUGUGUGUGUGUGUGUGCGCCUGUGUCUUGUGUGUAACAAAGAGAUGUGUACCUCCCUCUCCUCCUCCUCUUUCUCUCUGGUGUCAUGUAGCCUGUAGACAUCCCUGUGUCCUACUAUUGCAUAUAGUUCAGUGCCCCUCUAGUGUCAGUCACUGUCAAACUCCUGCAUGUGCUUGUUUGUAAAUACACCAAAUAAAUGAUCAGUAUAAACCAAA